CGUUGAUAGCACGUACUCGUGGUUUGUUUAUUUCGACUCGGAUUUCACAAUCGCUACCCAUUGCUUAGUGGUACAUGCACGAAUGAGGUGACGCGUGUCCGGGGCCUUCGCUGCGCCUCAGUCAGAGGAUCCUUCUUGAUUUCUUUUUGGCGUUCUACUGUUUUUCCUUCCAUAAUUUCCGUCACUUCCAACACCAACGGUUGUAACACACAAGUUUCAACAUGCCCAAAUAUCCCACUGACAAACGUCGUUAUUACGACGAAAUGAGUGACGGACGAGCAAUGAGCAGGAGCCACUCUCGUGGCAGGCCGCAGGAUCGAGACCGAGACAGGGAUCGUGAUCAUGGAGAUGAUAGAUCACGUUCAAGCUCUCAGCAACCAUACCAAAGUAGUAGGCGCCCAGGGCAACCACCUCCUCAAGCUAGUUCUUCAUACGCAAGACCAUCAACUUCUUCUGGGCCACCUAGAGAAUCUUAUUCCGGGAGGAGAGAGGUGAGAUAUACAGAAAGAGCUCCAUCAACCUUUUCUGAUGCCGAAUCAGAAGCUGCAUCGGUUGCAGGCUCUACUGGAGAGAGUGCAGCAAUGGGUCGAGGUGGUAUGAGAGGAAGAAGAAUACUGCCUGUAGACAUUAUUACACGGCCAAAAGAACUUGUUACCAAACAUGGUGGUCAUGGGGACCCUAUUGAACUAACGGCUAACUAUUUCAAGCUUGUGAGUGCUCCUGAUUGGUGUUUGUACCAGUACAGAGUUGAUUUUGAACCAGAAGAAGACAGAAAAGUUGUUUGUAAAGCAUUAUUGAGACAACAUAAAGAAACUUUAGGAGCUUACAUAUUUGAUGGCACUGUUUUGUACACAACCAAUGAAUACCCAGAGCCACUUGAAUUGUCAUCGGAGAGGCAAUCUGAUCAGCAAAUGGUUCUCAUCAAGUUGAGGAAAGUCGGUGACAUGACAAGAGGAGAUCACCACUACAUUCAGUUUUUCAACAUUAUUAUGAGGAAAUGUCUUGACUAUCUGCAGUUGCAGUUGGUUGGCCGCAAUUAUUUUGACGCCAAAAAUAAGGCAGAAGUUAAGCAAUACAAGUUAGAGUUAUGGCCUGGAUACAUAACUUCUAUCCGCCAACAUGAACAUGAUAUUUUGAUGUGUGCAGAGAUCACACAUAAAGUUAUGAGAAACGAAACACUUCUUGAUAUUUUAUCUGAAUGUUACGAACAUAAUCCUCAUGAGUACAAGAGAGAAUUCUCUCAUCAAGUAUUGGGUGUUGUGGUUUUGACAGACUAUAACAAUAAUACGUACAGAGUAGACGAUAUAGAUUAUGAAGUGUCACCUUCAUCAACUUUUAAAAAAAAAGAUGGCACCGAUAUUACCUAUCGUGAUUAUUACCAAGAGAAAUAUGGCAUCAGAAUUGGAGACAUGAGUCAACCCUUGCUUGUAUCGAAAUCUAAGCCCCGUGAUCGCCGUGCAGGAAAAGCUGAAACUGUUUAUUUGAUUCCAGAACUUUGCCGCAGUACAGGUUUAACUGAUGUCAUGAGGAACAAUUUUCAACUUAUGAAAGCUUUGGCACAAUAUACGCGAGUCUCACCAGCUGAUAGGAUUGAUAAAUUAAAAAAUUUCAAUGACCGCUUGUACUCUGUAAAACAAGUAGUAGAAGAAUUUAAGAGUUGGAACCUUGAAUUGGAAAAAACAUUGAUCAAAGUACCUGCUCGAGUAAUGCCAUGUGACAGAAUUAACUAUGGUAAUGGUAUUUCUACCAAUGUUCCAUAUGAUGCUAACUGGACUAAAGAUUUACGUGAUAAGCACUUGGUUAAAUGUGGACGAUUAGAUGAGUGGUUUCUUUUGGUACCCACGAAAUUCCGAGGUGAUUGCCAAUCAUUUGUACAUACUUUAACAAGGGUAGCACAAAAAAUGAACUUUACCAUUGAAGAACCAUAUGUGAUUGAUAUGAGGGAUGAUAAUCCUGCUACAUAUGCAAAUAUGUUGGAGCAAGUGAAGAGCCAAAAUAAUCCAAUGUUGAUAUUCUGUGUAGCAUCUAACAAUCGAGGAGAUAGAUAUUCAGCUAUUAAAAAAAAAUGUUGCGUUGACAGACCAGUCCCAACACAAGUAGUUCUUGCUAAGAGCUUAAAACCUGGCAAAUCCCAGAUGUCAAUCGCAACAAAGGUUGCAAUACAAAUGAACUGCAAGAUUGGAGGAAUUCCAUGGUCUGUUAGUAUCCCUUUACAAGGCUUGAUGGUGGUUGGCUUUGAUGUUUGUCAUGAUACAAACAUGAAGGGAAAAGAUUUUGGUGCUAUGGUGGCCUCUUUAGAUGUGAAUUUCGGACGUUAUUAUAGUGCUGUAAGUAGUCACAGCAGUGGUGAAGAAUUGUCAAGUGAUCUUUCCGUAAACUUAUGCAAAGCAUUGGAGCAAUUUAAGUACUACAACAGUUCUUUACCAAAAAGAAUUGUUAUAUAUAGAGAUGGAGUAGGAGAAGGACAAAUACCUUUUGUAGUAGAUCAUGAAGUCAAAGAAAUAAAAGCGAAACUGCAGCAGAAGUAUGAAAAUCCAAAUGAUAUCAAACUGGCAUACAUUAUUGUGACUAAAAAGAUCAAUACAAGAUUUAUUGCUACAGUGAUCAAUCAAGUGUUAACACUCGGCCUUUUAUUUUGUUAUUAUGAUUGUUUGACAUCCUCAUCAACUCGUUACUUUAUCAAGAUGAUUGAAGCGCCUGCUUGGAAUUUGAAAAAAGAUGAAACAAUUUACAAAGCUGCUGGAGCUGCACAUUUAAGAAAGUAUGGCCAAUUUUUUGACAAAUUAGCCAGUCAGUGCUGCCAGAACUCUACAGAUUUAGAGCAUAUAAUUGAAGGACCCCUCAGAUUGACAUAUGAGGUCAACGAAGAUAUCAGUUUAUUAUCUUUGGCAGAAACUGAAAGUAAAUUUUUUUCAAAAUUACUGGCAAGCAUUGGUGGUACAUGUAGAGAAAUCAGGUUGUUGAAGGCAGAAGCCAAUGAACAUUAUAGCAAGCUGUUUCAUCAUGAGGAGCAAUGUGCAGAACAAGCAGACUACAAAAUUGAAAGCUUACUCUCUGAUUUGCAAGAUUUGUCCAUGUAUACCAAUAGAAUAUCUACAGUAAUUCACUUGACUGUGAAGCAGAUAUCAAAUUUGGCCAGUAAUAAGCACAGAGAAAUCUAUCUACCAUUAUUGAUAGAACACCUGAUGGAUUUGUUUAUCAUUCUCGUCACACUGGACGAAGUGAUAAGCGGUCAAACGGCUCUGAUAGAGCGUUGGAAAGUUUAUAGGGUGAAGGUGAGGUCGGUGGUACACAAUGCGUCGCAGCUAAAUAUGGGAGAAGAGAGGAUAGUCGUUUACGAGAAAUUGCUGAAAGAUCUACACGCCCAGCUGCUAUCGAAGUGUCUAUUUUCGAAGGCUGUCGAGCACGCGAUGGACAUCGGGAAACCGUCGACGAUGUGCGACCAGAUGGUUUUCUUCCUGAAAAGUACACUGACGGACGUGGAGAGCAAGGUCGCGGACAGUGCCGCUGUGAAUCGCAGCUGGAUACUGGCGACGGUGGGCUUGGUGGUGGUAGCCAAGCUGUUCGGCACGUGCGAUAAGAAGCUAGCCAAGCGGCUGCUCGAGGUGAGCAGAAAACUAUACGCCGUGAACUUGGCGGGCGGCGUGAUGUGGUUGCCAGGCGACUUCCUGGCGGAGCAGCUGCCGCGCGAGGGCCUGGCCCCGCUGGGCACCGAGGUCGGCGAGAAGGUGCUGGCCGCGCGGCUGCAGCGUCUGCCGGCCCAGCUGAGCAGCUUGGCGCAGCGCACCAUGCUGUGGAGCGCGCAGAUGCAGCGACUACAGAUCAAGAGCGGCCUGGAGCUGUUCGCGGAGAUCGAGCGCAAGCGCGAGCUGCUGCUGGAGCUGCUGCGGCUGACGAGCCAGCUGCGCGAGGCCGCGGAGCUGCCGACCAAUCUGCACGCGUUGCUACUGCGGCCCAUGAGCCGCACCACCGUGCAUCAAGUCUGCCGGCUGGCGGAGCUGCAGCGCGCGCUGCAGACGCAGGCCCAGCGGCUGGCCAGCACGGUGGUGCUGUCGCAGGUGCAGGCGCUACAGCAGCUCACCUACCAGCUGCUGGCGCUGCUGGAGGGCGCGCGCGCCACGCUCGGCCAGCGCCCCGAGCGCGGCUACGCGCGCGAGCGCCUGGACGCGCUGGCGCUGCUGGGCGCGGCGGCGCGCCUGGCCCAGGGGCCCGCGAGCCGCGAGCGCCGGCUGCUGCUGCGCGUCGCGCUCGGCUGCGUCAGUCAGCUGGCCGACGGCUUCCGCGAGGGCGAGCUGGCGCGGCUGCGCCGCUGCCUGGACGCCUACGACGCGCUGGCCGAGCUGCAGCCGCGGCUGCGCGAGGCGCGCGACUACUCGGCGCUGCUGCUGCAGCAGCGCGCACUGCUGCCGGCCUACCUGGGGCUGGCGCGCGAGGCGGGCCGCUGCUCGGGCCACCUGGCGCGGCUGUCGGGCGCGCUGGGCGCGGCGCGGCCCGGCGCCGAGGCCGCGCGCGAGCAGCGCGAGCUCCUGCUGCGCCACCUGCUGGAGCCGGCCUGUCGCGAGCUGGAGACGGGCCUGCGCCUGCACGCGCACGCGCACCUGCGGCUCGCGGUCGGCGGCCCGUUCCGCGAGGGCGCGCGCGACGCGGCGCGCGCGCCGCGCUCCCCGGCGCUGCCGCUGGCCGGCGGUCGGCGGCUGCUUCGCCCGCGGCGCUUCGCCGAGCACUACCUGGACAGCACCUUCUACAACCUGAGCAGCGUGGCGCCGCACGACUGGCGCGCCUACCGCGGCAUGCAGGCGCUCGCGCGCCACCGGCUGCGGCUGCGCGCCGUGCCCAGCCUGCUGCCCAGCCAGAGCCUCGAGCAGGGCCUGGACGCGCUGGAGGUGAUGCGCGACAUCCAGCGCUUCGUGGCGCGCUACCUGUACGACCUGCGCGCGCAGACCUUCAUGGAGCGCGACAGCGCGGGCCGCCAGCUGCACACGCUGGGCGUGCGCCACCUGGCCAGCGGCAUCCGCACGCACGGCAGCGGCAUCAUGAGCACCAGCGUCAACUUCGUCUACCAGCUGCUGCGCGUCAAGCUGCACGCGCUCUCGCAGUUCCUUUUCGACGAGCACAUCAAGUCGCGGCUGGCGCGCGACCUGCGCUUCGUGCGCGCGCAGCGCGAGCACGGCGCGGCCGCGCCCUACCCCUACGAGCGCGCCGAGAAGUUCCAGCGCGGCAUCCGCCGACUCGGCGUCACGCCCGAGGGCCUCAGCUACCUGGACCGCUUCCGCCAGCUGCUCGCGCAGAUCGGAAACGCGCUGGGCUACGUGCGCCUCAUCCGCUCGGCGGGCCUGCACGCCUCGGCCAACGCGGUCUCCUUCUUGCCCGAGGUGCCCGCGGCGGCCGACGCGCCUGCCUUGCACGGGCUCUGCGCCCAGCUGAGUCUCAACGAGGGUGCACGGGCUGCGGCAGGCCGCCUCGACGCCGACAUCGCCCACCUCGUGCGCAACUUCACCGAGGGCAUCCACUACUUCGGCCUGCUCGUCGACGUGUUCGCCGGGGCGUUCCGCGACCCGGCGCGCGCGCACCACCUGCAACAGUUCUACGCCAUCGUGCCGCCACUCACGCUCAGCUUCGUCGACAACGCGCUGGCCAGCAAGGAGAAGCUCUUCAAGAAGAACAAGCAGGGCGCCGCCUUUACCGACGACGGCUUCGCCAUGGGCCUGGCCUAUGUCAACGCCCUGCUCGACCAGAGCCAGGAACUCGACUCGCUGCGCUGGUUCGACACGGUCAGCGAGCAUCUCGAGGCCGAAGCCAGCGCGGCUGCGCUCGAGGCCCGGCUGGACGACGAGAAGCUCCAGCAGACCAGGGCCCUCACGCUCGACCGACUCGAGCGCCGGCGCGCCGAGUUCCGGCUGCUCUAUUAUAGCCUUUCGGGGGCCCGCGUCUUCUUCAAGCAGCCCGACUCCUGAUCGGCUUCCCCCGCCGCUAUCGGCCCGUGCCAUUCCCCUGUCACUCCAGCCCGACCGAUCGCUUCGCAUUGUUGGUACGCAACCACGCGUGCGAAUACUUUGUAACACCUUUAUUCGGCUACUUGUCAUAGAAACCUUUGAAAAUAUUUGUACAAAAGAUUUAUUUGCUAUUAAACAAGAAGCUUUCGACAUUCAUCGUGUGUGUCGUAAUAGUUAUUAUUGCUAUCCUUUAAAAGGAAUCGACAGAUAACUAAAUCAUCGACGUGAAAUAAACAUGACAAUACGUACGAGGCUUCAUAUCGACCUUACACCCUUUUUUUAAUCAGUCAGUAACAGUUAUCGUGCUCUAUGACGUACGGCAAUGCAUUAUUAUGCGCUCACUUGAUUUUCGCUUAUCUAUAUAAAUAUACAUAUAUAAUGUAAAUAUCACACUACAUUAACAAUAAUUAAGAAUUAUUCAAUAAUUAUCGUUCAUUAUGUCAUUGGCUAGACUCGUUGACUAGUAGAGCUCUGUACAUCUAUGUUGCAGUUUUAGAUAUCCAAAUUCAAAUCUAACCCUCAUUUUUUUGCCUCAUCACAUCAAACAUGUAUAAUGUAAAAUUACAAAUCAAUAUAUCCAAACAAACAAUAUAAAAACAA
Molecule: messenger RNA, 6593 nt
Organism: Phymastichus coffea
Lineage: Eukaryota; Metazoa; Arthropoda; Insecta; Hymenoptera; Eulophidae
Gene: SWIP
Product: WASH complex subunit 4-like
Exons: 14
Coding region: 222-5954 (1910 amino acids)
Biological process (GO): endosomal transport; endosome organization
Cellular component (GO): WASH complex; endosome
Molecular function (GO): RNA binding; protein binding
Source: RefSeq, a predicted model, not a curated record